Messenger RNA from Callorhinus ursinus (northern fur seal), 860 nucleotides. It is a transcript of the gene PMIS2, whose product is annotated as PMIS2 transmembrane protein. Lineage: Eukaryota; Metazoa; Chordata; Mammalia; Carnivora; Otariidae. Gene Ontology annotation, cellular component: intracellular membrane-bounded organelle; membrane. The record is from RefSeq and is a predicted model, not a curated record.
GUUAGAACACCGGGAGGUAUAGUAGGUUUGGCUCUCUGUUUUCAAGACACUCGGGAUCUGUCUUUGUUUGAGUGGAAAGAUCAUGCCCCCAAAACCCGCCCCAGCCGAUGCAGGCGCCUCACCAGCUGCAGGGGCCCCACCGGCUGCAGGGGCCCCACCGGCUGCAGGGACCCCACCGGCUGCAGGGGCCCCACCGGCUGCAGGGGCCCCACCGGCUGCAGGGACCCCACCGGCUGCAGGGGCCCCACCGGCUGCAGAGGCCCCACCGGCUGCAGGGGCCCCUGAAAAGCCGCCAGAGGAAAUACAGACACCUGAAGAACUGGCAUUUUACGCCCCAAAUUACCUAUGUUUGACCAUCCUGGCUGUAAUUUUCUUCCCUCCCGUGGGAUUAAUAGCUGUAUUCUUCAGUUACAAGACCUCGCAGGCCAACAAGAACAGCCAAUGGGAAGACGCUUACAUCAACUCAGGUCGAACUGGUUGGCUGGAUGUAUUCGCCAUACUCAUCGGUUUAGGCGUCAUUUAUGUCUAUGUCCUAUUUAUGUGAAGGUCAAGCCAAGUAGUCCAUGGGUUCACCCCAAAUAGGACCCACCCACCAAGACACAAACCAGCCAAAUCAGCCACCAUGCAAGAAACCAACAGCUGAGACAUCUUCUACCCAAGAAACCUAUCAGCCAAGGAACUCAACAUCCAAGCAACCCACUAGCCUAAGGACAUCAUACUACAUCCUCUUGGCCUCCAGAGCCAUCUUCAUCCACCUUGGGGGUCCUCACUUUCAUGCACUGGAUGUGCUUAGCUCCUUGAUACUGGGCUGCUCUUUCAGAAAAAGAUUUAUUUAAACGAAUAAAAAUGAAGGGAAUGUU